Drosophila grimshawi is the source of this 743-nucleotide messenger RNA. It is a transcript of the gene a10, whose product is annotated as putative odorant-binding protein A10. The coding region runs from base 1 to 564 and encodes 187 amino acids. The record is from RefSeq and is a predicted model, not a curated record. Lineage: Eukaryota; Metazoa; Arthropoda; Insecta; Diptera; Drosophilidae. The transcript is spliced from 3 exons.
AUGAUUGUUUUUGUUAUUGUUGUUGUCGUCGUCGUUGCUGCUGCUCUUCAAAUGCACUUCUCAGUAAACAAUUGCCAUCUGUGUGUUUUGGCCAUGUUCCGCUUUAAAUUGAUUUUACUCCUGGCCGUCCUUUGUGGCUGUGAGGCACAUCCACCAACUACCGAAAUGCCGGCGCGACUGAUCAACGCUUCUGACGAAGGAGCUGCCUAUGACAGCAAAUUCGACAAUGUCGAUCUGGAUGAGAUACUUGGCCAGGCUCGUCUGCUCAAUAAUUAUAUCAAAUGUCUGGAGAAUCAAGGACCCUGCACCCCCGAUGCCAAGAUGCUGAAGGAUAUCCUACCCGAUGCAAUGAUGACGGACUGCGUCAAAUGUACGGAGAAGCAAAAAUAUGGAGCUGAAAAAGUGACGCGUCAUUUGAUUGAUAACCGUCCAAAUGAUUGGGAACGCUUGGAGAAAAUCUACGAUCCGGAGGGAUCCUAUCGCAUCAAGUACGAGGCAACGAAGACUGCCAACGACGAAAGCCAAACUGUUGUAUUCCAACCCUUGGCUCAAGGUGAUUCUUAACGGCUAAAUCAUCGACAAUGAAAUCGAUCCAAAUAUUAAUAUAAUUAAUCUACUUAGCUUCGUAUUCACGUAUUCACUAAUAUGCUACCAGUACUCGCAUUCACGUUUGGAUAUAGCUUUUGUCUUUUUUUUUUUUUUUGAACACUUUACCACGAAUAAAGCACCAGUUACUGCAUAAA